AUGUCUGCAGGCUGCUCACAGCAGCAGCAGCAGCAGCAGCAGCAGCAGCAGCAGCAACAGCAGCAGCAGCAGCAGCAACUGUUGCCGCGACCGCAGCAGCAAGCGAUCUUCUCCCCUUUCUCUCAGCCCCCAGGCUAUAAAACAAGAAGAGAGAUAAACUACCAACACACGUUUGUCUGUCUCCUUUGUUGCUGUUUGGGGGCCCCUCCACCGCACUGGAAUCCCGCGGGGCCUCCUGCUGCAGCAGCAGCAGCAGCAGCAGCAGCAGCAACAGCAACAGCAGCAGCAGCAGCAACAGCAGCACGAAGGGCCUCUCCUUCGGUUGCACGGGAGACGCCUCAGAGGAGAGCUCCAGGGUUUCACCAGCAGCAGCAGCAGCAGCAACAACAGCAGCAGCAGCAGCAGCAGGAGCAGCAGCAGCAGGAGGAUAUCCAUCAACACCAGCAACAACUGCACCAGCAGCAGCAGGAGCAGCAGGAGCAGCAGCAGCAGGAGCAGCAGCAGCAGCAGCAGGAGGCGAUGCUUCUCCAGCAACAGAAGGAGGAGACAGCAGCAUGCGCCGGGACGGCGGGGAUCGGGAUCGUGUCGAUCCCGCCCCCAGCACGGGAGACGCCUCAGAGGAGAGCUCCAGGGUCUCACCAGCAGCAGCAGCAGCAGCAACAACAGCAGCAGCAGCAGCAGCAGCAGGAGCAGCAGCAGCAGGAGGAUAUCCAUCAACACCAGCAACAACUGCAACAGCAGAGCCUGCAGCAUCUGUGGGCUGACGAGAGCGAUGACCUCGACUCCCCCGCCUUCGAUCCCAUGGCCCCGGGAUCGUCUCCUCCCCCUCUCUCUCUCGGCAGAGCAGAGGUGCCCCCGCCCCCCAUCACCACUGAGGUGACCUUUGUCUCUCACGAGGCCCUCUGUGCUGCACUGGCGAUGAACGGGAGGCCCCUGCCCCGCAAGAGCGGCGGCAUGGGGGGGGGCCCCCGAGGAGACAGAGGGGCCCCCAGGGGCCCCCUCAUACUGAAGGUACAGCUGCCCCCCCCUGAUAGUAUCGAUGCUUGUUUCUCUAAGUUUCGUUCUGGGGGCCUAGGGGGCCCCUCAUCUGCUGCUGCUGCAGCAGGCUCACCUACUGCUGCUUCUGCUGCUGACGGCCACCGACGGGGCCCCGCUGCAGCAGCAGCAGCAGCAGGAGGAUCACCCCUCAACAGGGGCCCCUCAGGUGGGGGGGGCCCCCAGGGGGGCCCCCGCUCAGGCAACAUUGACAACAAGUGGAGAAAGAAGGGUAGAGCUGCAGAUGCAGCAGCAAACACCCCUGCUGCUGCUGCUGCUGCUGCUGCACCAGGAAGCAGCAAGGAGCAGCAGCAAGAACAAGCUACCCCCAGCAGCAGCAGCAGCAGCAGCAGCAGCAGCAGCAGCACCAAUGGAACAGCCCCUGCGCCGCCGCUUGUCAACCCCAAGGACCUCCUAAAGGAGCAGCUGAAGCCACAAGGUCUGAAGCUGAACCCAGCAAUCUUCGGUGAAGCAAAGCCACGGGAUGAGGCUGCUGUGCUGCAGCGGCUGCGGGAGAGCCGCGAGGGCGCGGGGAAGGGUUUGGGGCUGCAUGCGGCGAAGCUGCCGGUGCCGCCGCCGCCGCCGCCGCCGCCGCAACAGCAGCAACAGCAGCAGCAGCAGCAGCAGCAGCAGCAGCAGCAGCAGAUGCAGCAGAUGCAGAUGCCGCAGCAGAUGCCGCCGCAGCAGCAGCAGAUGCGAUGGAGAAGUAAUGUGCAGCAGACACAGCAGCAGCAGCAGCAGCAGCAGCAGCAGCAGCAGCAGCAGCAGCAGCAAAGACAAAACUCACCAGAUAAACAAAGACGCCGGCAAGACCCCCUUUGUGGGGCGAAGCCCAGGGAGGGUCUUCCUCUCAUAUCAUCUCAGGAGCAGCAGCAGCGAGCCUCUCUCUCCUUGAAGCCUCACCCCUCAGCAGCAGCAGCAGCAGCAGCAGAGGGGUUGCCGCUAAAGCCCCCCCCUCCUGCUGCAGCAGCAGCUGACUCGCCAGCAGCAGCUGAACGGCGGCCGGGGUCGGCUUGGGGGCCCCGCCUUUCUGCUGCUGCUGCUGCUGCUGCACCGCAGCAGCAAGAAGCAGCAUCGCCUCUACGCAGAGGCUGGAGAGGGGGCCAGGACAGCGCCAGCGGCAUCAACAGCAGCAGCAGCAGCAGCAACACCAGCAGCAGCAGCAGCAGUACUGCAGAUGCAGCAGGUGAUACAGCAGGAAAGAGCAGCAGCAGCAGCAGCAGCAGCAGCAGCAGGGGGAGCCUGGGGGGGGCCCAGCAGCAGCGCAGCAGACCGCAAGUAAGGGAAGUGUGUGCGGUGUCUGGGUCCGGCGAAGCAGCAGCAGGACCGGGAGAGCAGCAGCAGCAGCAGCAGCAGCAGCAGCAGCAGCAGCAGCAGAAGCAAGCAGGGUCUUCUGGUGCUGCAGCAGCAGGGGCGCUGCGGGCGGGGCCCCUAGCCUCUCAGCUGUUCCCAGCGCGAGCAGCAAAGCAGCAGGAAGGGGAUGAGGAGGAGCAGCAGCAGCAGCAGCAGCAGCAGCAGGGGAGGAAGACAAAGCCUAGACAGGCGUGGCAGACUAGAGCUGAGGGGCCGGCUGAUGGCUGCGGAGCGCAGCAGCAGGAGCAGCAGCAGCCGCAGCAGCAGCAGCCGCAGCAGCAGCAGCUGGCCGAAGGGGGCGCAGCACAGCAGGGGCCCUCUGAGGAGCCACCUAACGGGGCGAGGCAGCCGCAGCUGCAGCAGCAGCAGCAUCUUCCCAAGCAGCAGCAGCAGCAGCAGCAGCAGCAACAGCACCAGCCGCCACUGCCGCAGCAGCAACAGCAACAGCAGGUGCCACCGCCGCCGCCACCACCGCAGCAGCAGCAGCAGCAGCAGCAGCAGCAGCAACACCACGGCCACCGAGGCGGAGGGGGCCGAGAUGACUGGCGCGGGAGCAGGGGGGCCCCCCGUUGGGGGCCCCCUGCGUCUGCUGGCGGCGGUAUAUUCCAGCGGAGGCCUUCAAAGGACGAGCAACGCCCUGCUGCUGGAUCAGCAGCUGCAGCACCCGGGACCAACAGCAGCAGCAACAGCCUGAAUACGCGCAGUGAUCAGCAGCUGCAGCACCCGGGACCAACAGCAGCAGCAACAGCCUGA
Eimeria mitis is the source of this 3141-nucleotide messenger RNA. RefSeq lists its product as uncharacterized. The transcript is spliced from 11 exons. The record is from RefSeq and is a predicted model, not a curated record. Bases 1 to 3141 code for a protein of 1046 amino acids. Gene Ontology annotation, cellular component: catalytic step 2 spliceosome. Lineage: Eukaryota; Apicomplexa; Conoidasida; Eucoccidiorida; Eimeriidae.